Messenger RNA from Harpia harpyja (harpy eagle), 4615 nucleotides. It is a transcript of the gene NADK, whose product is annotated as NAD kinase. Bases 130 to 1455 code for a protein of 441 amino acids. Gene Ontology annotation, molecular function: NAD+ kinase activity. The record is from RefSeq and is a predicted model, not a curated record. Lineage: Eukaryota; Metazoa; Chordata; Aves; Accipitriformes; Accipitridae. Gene Ontology annotation, biological process: NAD+ metabolic process; NADP+ biosynthetic process. The transcript has 12 exons.
AGGAACACCUUCCAAAACACCCCAAGCUGUAUCCCAAGCCAUUCUCCAUCGAUCUGUCUCUUCUCUAUAUCCUGCUGCGAGAUAGGAGGAAUCGAAUUUCUCUCUCGCUGAGGUUCCUUCACUUCCAGUAUGGAGAUGAAUCGAGAAAAACUGUGUACCAGUAAGGCUGAUGUGAGCUCAGAUUCUGCUUAUCAUUGCUCAACAUGUCAUGAUGAUGAGGAGUGGAGCAGUACUAGCCGGGGACGAGCUAAGUCACGAAGUUUGUCUGCUUCACCAGCCCUAGGAAGCACCAAAGAAUUCCGGAGAACACGCUCUUUGCAUGGACCAUGCCCAGUGACCACAUUUGGACCAAAGGCCUGUAUGCUGCAAAAUCCUAAAACGAUUAUGCACAUUCAGGAUCCAGCAAGCCAGAGGUUGACAUGGAACAAACCUCCCAAGAGCGUCCUUGUUAUUAAAAAGAUACGUGAUGCCAGUCUGCUGCAGCCUUUUAAAGAGCUUUGUGUGUAUCUUACUGAGGAGAACAAUAUGAUAGUGUAUGUAGAAAAAAAAGUAUUAGAAGACCCCGCUAUAGCUAAUGAUGAUAAUUUUGGACCAGUGAAGAAGAAAUUUUGCACCUUCAGAGAAGAUUAUGAUGAUAUCUCCAAUCAGAUAGACUUUAUCAUAUGCCUGGGAGGAGAUGGGACCUUACUUUAUGCUUCUUCGCUUUUCCAGGGUAGUGUACCUCCAGUUAUGGCUUUUCAUCUGGGAUCCCUUGGAUUUCUUACUCCAUUUAAUUUUGAGAAUUUUCAGUCCCAAGUCACUCAGGUUAUAGAAGGCAAUGCAGCGCUUGUUCUACGAAGCAGGCUGAAGGUGAAAGUAGUAAAAGAGCACAGAGAGAAAAUGACAGUACAAAAUGGUAUAGAAGAAAAUGGAGUAGUGUCUACAAAUAUGGAGAAGGAAGUGGGCAAGCAAAUUAUGCAAUAUCAGGUCCUAAAUGAAGUUGUAGUGGAUCGUGGUCCUUCUUCUUACCUUUCCAAUGUAGAUGUCUUUCUAGAUGGACACCUGAUAACAACAGUGCAAGGAGAUGGAGUCAUUGUCUCCACGCCAACUGGUAGCACUGCAUAUGCAGCUGCAGCAGGAGCUUCUAUGAUUCAUCCAAAUGUUCCUGCCAUAAUGAUCACCCCCAUCUGCCCUCACUCAUUGUCUUUCAGACCUAUUGUUGUUCCUGCUGGAGUGGAACUCAAGAUUAUGCUUUCCCCGGAUGCCAGAAAUACAGCAUGGGUUUCAUUUGAUGGAAGGAAGAGGCAGGAAAUAUGCCAUGGAGACAGUAUUAGCAUCACUACCUCUUGCUAUCCCCUUCCUUCGAUCUGUUUCCGAGAUCCUGUGAGCGACUGGUUUGAAAGCUUGGCUGAAUGUUUACACUGGAAUGUUCGGAAGAAGCAAAAUAACUUUGCUGUUGAAGAAGAAGAAUUUUGAGUGUCUACAUCUAACAAGACUCACGGGAAUGGAAAGUAGCAGUAUCCCUUCUAUAUGCUUGGAUUUUUAAGUUUUUGGCUAACAAGUGUGGUCACCAUCUCAGAUGUACAUAGUGAUUAUAGUUUAUAUCUGUCUGAUCUGCUGAUGGCUGGAAGUUGUGCUAUUUCUUGUCCACCAAGAGUAGGAAUGGAAGAAAUUAGGCUCUGAUUGUUGUAAUCUGGUGUGAAUUUCCUUCAAAUGAGCAAUCUGAAAAUGGAUUAUUUCUGAUUGGUAUUGACAACCACAUCUGUAGAUUUGGUUGUAACCUGUAACUUACCAAUCACAUGGUAGGCUGAAUGUAGAUACAUAAUAGAAAAGUGGCAUUAAAAUACUCCGUUUAAUUUGGUAUAUUUGUAAUUCCAUUUAAGACUGCUAUGCAUAUAAAGGCUCUACAAAAUCUUCUUUUUAAAAAAAAAAAAAAAGCUCCUGUUUGUUAGCUUAAAUAUGUGUUGCCCAGAAGAGCUCCCCAUCAAGACAGCGCUUAAAAUACUUUCUCCUUACUUGUGAAUGUGACACAGUGUGAAGAAACACCCAUGAAGAAUGUUUUUUAUUAAUAGAUGGAACUAGUAAAAAAAAGUAUUUUUUUUUUAAUAUAUAUACAUAUAUAUGUAUCUUAUGCCCAUUUGAGCAGUGUUUGACCCUUGGCUGUCAUCACUGUGUAAACAUCCACAAAUAGCAUGGACAAGCAUUAGCAUGGACUUGGUUGUUACAGUGAUCUCCGUUUUUGUAGCUGAGCUAGGUCAUAGCUCUGCAGUUCCUGUUGGUGGGAAUCAUCAGUGUGGUGUUUUUUCUUAUUACUUUUGUUUGAUUCUCUGGAAUAAAUGGUACCAUAAGAGACUGUAAAGUAAAAAAGAAAAAAAAAUUCUCCAAAUGUUCAAGAAGAAUCUGGACUUCAGUUACUACUGUAUUGUCUAGUUCCACUAUUGUCUUGAAGAAAAGAACAUCCUAUACGAGGCCCUGAGUGCCCUCAACUUCCAUAGAUACCUUCCAACUCUUGGUGCUGAGUAAUACAGAAAGGGAUACUGCAUUGGUAGGCUGAUAAAUGAGAGGACACAUUCCCAGUAGAGUAGCAAUGGUGCCUUCAGCACACUCAAGAUAUUCUAAGUCUCGUAUUUACUUUUUUAAGAUGCUUUCAAAUGUUUCUAACUUCUCUAUGUACAUAUUUUAUUGUAUGUGCUUUUAUGAAAGAAAAAAAAAACAAAAAAUCCAACAGAAAAACUAGUUGGGGAAAAAAGGGUUUGUACUGUACUUUAAAUGAAAAAUAUCAAACCCAAGUAUAAUGUUUACAUUUAUGUUCUCUGUGGUGCAGUCUCAUGAUCAUACUAUCCAAACUUUAGCAUUUUCAGAGUCUUGCUGCAUUGGUCAUUAAAAGAAUGGAUGUUAUCUGUUAAACUUCAGCCUACGGCAUAAUAUUGUGGAGGAAUUAAUUUACUGAUGAAGGUGGGAUUUCCUUGAAAGUGGAGUGAGAAGCUCUGUUGAACUUUUCAUGAUUGUCUUAUGUUGUUUAUGUGGUCCAAAGUGGUAAUGGGAAAUGUAUUAAUUUCCAAACUCUGCCUAACCUGCUGUCCUCUGAUGGUUUAAAUGAUAUCUCUUCCAUUUUGGAUGCUGCCCUAGUCUGUCUAAUUUUAUUAAAUCCAGGUGAGAGCACUUUUCCAUAAAAGAGAAGCAAACUCUUGAUUAAUGAUACAAAUCACAAUGAAAAUGUGUUAAUAUAAAUUAAUACUGGGUUUGUAAAUUUUGUAAAAUAGAAUAUUGGUUUGAUUUGGUCUAAAUAGACAAAUUUUGUGAUAUCUUGGAGAAUAUCCAGAUAGCUUUUGGAAUUUAUCUUUCACUUGAAUCUGCAGUAAUUGUUUUAUCACUGUUUUGAAGCUGCUUACGGGUUUCCUAGGUGGAGUAUUCAGUUAUUUAAUAACUGUUUACUUUUUGAACUAUAGAAGUGUCGGACUAUUUGCUUUGAAACUAUUUUAUUUAAACAUGCAAUAAUUGAGAAAAGGAACAGGGUAUAGUGGCUAUAUAAAUGUAUUGUUAAGUGGAAAACAAGCAGAAUACUAGGCACGCUAGGAAUUGGAAAUCAUUUUGUGGAGGUGAGGCGAAAUGAUUAAUGAGCCUUAUCUAGUAUUUUUUUAAAGAUAAAACUAUAUUCAGCACUUUUUAUUUAUGCUUUUUAUAAUAGUAAAGCUAUUAUUGACUAAAUUGCCGAACUUUAAUUUUCAGAGUGCAUAGUUCAUGAAAUCUGUAAUCAAAACUUACCUAACUACUUUCUCUAGAUUAGAUCUAGAUCUAGAUUAGGAGUUGUCUUUAAAUUUAUCAUGUACUGCAAUUGCAUUACUGGCUUUGAGGCUUCUGCAGUUUUGCUUGUGCAAGUAUUCCCACUUGAUAACAAUCUUAUUUGGAUCACUGAUCAGCCAAGUAGAAAGCUACAAUUACUGACUAAAGGAAAGAAAGUCACAUGAUGACUUUAGUCUUUGCUUUUUCUUCAAAAAGCUGUGUUUAUUAUAAUUGUACUAGCUGCUUUACAUCAAAACACAGCCCAAAUUGUGUUAAUACAUUACAAACUUGUCUAACUGUACAAAGUCCCUUUUCAAGGCCUUUAAUCUGCAAACCAGCAAUUCACAAGCAGGCUAGUGAGGUUUAAACAGCACUCAAGUUUUGCAUAUUUAACUGCUUUAAGUGUGGGUAACUUUUGUUCAAACCACAGCUGAACCAGAAAAAAAGCUGUAAUGCAGACUUGGUUAUAUUGGCAAUAAAAGCUCAUUUUGCUGAUGUAGCUUACUCAAAGUAACUUGUUUAAACUGUACUAGUAAAAUAGGUUUUUGCUGAUGAAGAGCAGUGUUUCUAAUAUAAGGGUUUGUAAAUGUCACUGUACCUACAAAUCCUUUCCACUCUACAAAGGGCCAAAAUGGAAGCUUGGAAAUGAAUUUUUUUUUUUUAAAGUUAUUCUCUAGUAGAGAGUUUAAGAAGUUACUAACAACUGAUGUAGUAUGGAAUAAAGCAGUGUACUGAAUUUCUAAAAGAGGAAAAAUCCUGUUACAUAUUGUUAAUGCUUUGAAAACUUGUUUUAAAUAUUGUUGAAAACAAAUAUUUUUCAAUCCUUUCAAUAAAAUCUUUUUGUAAAGUUGGA